AUAGGGGAGAAGCGACCCUCCUCGGAGAUGACGAAGCCCAAGCCCAAACCGCAGAAGAAGAAGAAGAAAAAGGACCCCAACGAGCCGUCAAAGCCCGUGUCAGCCUACGCCCUCUUCUUCAGGGACACCCAGGCGGCCAUCAAGGGCUCCAACCCCAACGCCACCUUCGGGGAUGUGUCCAAGAUCGUGGCCUCCAUGUGGGACAGCCUGGGGGAGGAGCAGAAACAGGCGUACAAGAGGAGAACCGAGGCGGCCAAGAAAGAGUACCUGAAAGCCCUUGCCACGUACAGAGCGAGUCUGGUUUCCAAGACCUACGACGACCCCGUCGAACCAAAAAGUGCCCAAAGCAGCCAACCCUCCCACAUGCUGCCCCCCAAGCAGCCCUUGUACAGCAUGCCUCCGCAGCCCUCCUCCCCCUACAGUCUGGGCCCCGGCUCCUUCCCCAUGUCGGACCUGCAGAGCUUCGCCGGGCCACCCCGCCAUGCCCUGACCCGGACCCUCAGCCAAUCCCAGAUGCUGCCGCCCAGCAUGAGUGCCUCUCCCCCCUCCCCCUUCCAGAUCAGCCCGCCCCUUCAUCCCUCCCAACUCGCCCUGCACCAGAGCUCUCUGCGCAUGCAGCAGGUCCAGUCACACUCAAUGGGGCUCCAGGGGUCUCUGCACUCACCUCCUCUCAGCCAACAGGGGUUCUCUCACAUUCAGGACUACCAGAACAGUGUGGGCGGGUCUCAGUCUCCGGGGGCGCCCAACCCAGGGCAUGGACAGAAGCCCGACUGGGAUGGCGAAUACUGCAACCGGGACUGUGGGCCCAACCACUGCAGCAGUGGCAUGGGAGUUCGGGACAAGCCUCUCUACCUCACUUGAAGCUGGUGGACCUCCAUAAGUCAAGACUCCAGGGAGUUUUCCAACAUUCAUUAACAACGUCAAUGUAUCUUUUCCUCCAGCUUGGUUUUUUUCUGAAGGAUUUUUAAAAUCCCAAAGACUGCUACUACUUCACCUUUUUGCCAAGCACUUAGACUGGACAGGAGCCUUGCUUAUUUUUUUCCAUGAACGUUCCAUUUUGUGGGGGGUUGAGCUUUAAGCUCACAUCAACAUACCAUACACGAACCCCCCAAAAAAAUGUCUGUCUUUGUUUUGACAAAGGGGUCAUUGUAGGUCUGGAGGGGAGAAACACAAGUGUCCCAUUUUUCUUUUCUCAGAGUGAUUGUAAAUAUCUACCAAGAUGGAACCUGGCCCCCUAUGCCCAGAUGUGUGUAUCUAACCGCAAUCCCCUUGCUUUUUACAUUAUUUUGUCUGGUUAUGUGAUUUUUGUGCGGGCUGGAUUCAGUGAGGGAAUACACACUAAAUCUGAUCCCAGAUCUGUUUGUGCUGUCUUUGCAACUUCUAUGGUGACAAUGGCCAUAUAAAUUGACAAGACAGCACAAAUAGAUCUGGGACCAGCCUAACUCCUCUAUAAUGAAGAGAGAAAUACAAAGACUGCAAAUGAUUCAGUUCCCCAGUUGUUAUUGGGGCUCUCUGAGAGAGAGUGUCUGCGUCUGAAAUGGUACCCUAUUCCCUAUCUAGGGCACUACUCUAGUCAAAAGUAGUGCACUCGAUGAGGAAUAGGGAGCCAUUUUGGACACCCUCUGCACUGGCCUCAGGAUGUUACUGGACUGAAGAGGUCAAAGGUGAAAC
This is a messenger RNA of Oncorhynchus gorbuscha (pink salmon), 1671 nucleotides long. Its product is annotated as TOX high mobility group box family member 2-like. The transcript is spliced from 5 exons. Gene Ontology annotation, cellular component: nucleus. Gene Ontology annotation, biological process: regulation of transcription by RNA polymerase II. The record is from RefSeq and is a predicted model, not a curated record. Gene Ontology annotation, molecular function: chromatin DNA binding. The annotation marks the transcript as partial. Lineage: Eukaryota; Metazoa; Chordata; Actinopteri; Salmoniformes; Salmonidae.